Sycon ciliatum is the source of this 4480-nucleotide messenger RNA. RefSeq names its product NPC intracellular cholesterol transporter 1-like. Bases 1 to 3846 code for a protein of 1281 amino acids. The record is from RefSeq and is a predicted model, not a curated record. Gene Ontology annotation, cellular component: plasma membrane. The transcript has 2 exons. Lineage: Eukaryota; Metazoa; Porifera; Calcarea; Leucosolenida; Sycettidae.
AUGAGUUCGGCGUGGAAGUCGGCCAACAACGCGGCAGAUCGUCUCUUCGCCGGUUAUGCCAGCAUUGUUGUCCGGUUCACAGCGCCAGUGUGCGGACUUGGUGUGCUGCUGGCAGUGGCCUUCUCGCUCGGCCUCCUUCUUGCCGAUGUGGACAAACGAAACGUGAGCGAGCUGUGGAUCGACCUGGACUCACGACUGGUGAGCGAGAAGGCAGAGUUCGAGAAGUAUUUCGGUGGCCUGACCCGGCAGCUGACCAGCAUUGUAACACCCUCCACUGCUGGAGAGAGUCUGUUUUCUGGCGAUGACACAGCCACAGUCCUUGGCAACUCUACUUCCAAUGGACUGGCUGCGUUGCAGCAGGCUAUGCGUAUCUGGGAGAACAUAACGUUCACCUACGAAGGUAACACGUACGGGCCGAGUGAUGUGUGCGAAAAGCCAGUUGUGCCUUUCCCGUUCCGGCGAAACCAGAGCUCGGCCGAACUGUAUGGGCGCUUCUCCCAGUGCAUGCAGACGGAAACAGGAUUUACGUCGUUCAUCUAUCCCUCGCUGCAGACACAGUACUCUGCACUUCCAGCUAACUACACUCCUGUUCCGCCAGGCUGGGGGAUAGAUGAGUUUCCCUGCUCGAGAGCCAGUACGUUGGAUUGCUUCAGAGAAGGCGAGGAGGUCGACUGGCCCAUCGCACUCCGCCAGCUAGGCCAUGUCUCACUGCCACUUGCAACAGCUGUCACCACAACAUACGGCGCCUUCCUCGAUGAAAUUGCCCGGACUCCCGUGGAUCUGUCAGUGUUUGCGCCUGGCUUUCCGACGCUGACUGUGGUUGAGAUUGUUCUUAGUGGUUUCUUCGUGCCGUGCUGGUUUUUCACCCAUGACGGCAAUCUCCAAUGCCUGCUGGCUUCUUCAGUAGACUUGAGCACACAGCCUGGCCGUAUUGCGGGGGUAAACGGAAGUCUGAACACGCUUAUCACCCCGCAGCGGGGCAGCCUGGAUCAGUUCGACCCUUCCGGAUCUCUCCGCGGGGCCGUCACCGCCGCUCUCAGCCCUGUGGUUACAGCCCUGCCGUCCACAACAAGCCGCGCUGAACUGGAGACCCUCGCCGAGCAAGCAACUCAGAUCGUUCUACGCGUUCUGCAGCCCGUUGCCGGUAGCAACGCCCUUGUCGGCUCUCUUCUCCUGUACCUGAACUUGAACCGUCGGGUGAAAAGUGGCCAGCUUCCCGCCGCUUCUCUUAUUGGAAGUAGAUGUUUGGGUGCUGCCGUGGCUGGCCAUCUUGGUGUAGCACCGGGUAGCCAGAGUGCUGCCGUACAGGCUGCCAGUGCUGAGUUGGUGGAAGUUGCGCAGUUCUUCAGCUCUGUCGGUUACUACUGGCGGCCCAGCUACAGGACGAUGACGGCAAGUCAGGUCGUCGAGCACGUCAACAGUGCGGCCAACGCUCAGCUGGACCCGGCCGUGCGAGGCGAUCUGUCCGCGUGCAUCCGCGGCGUGGCCAAGUGCUGCCAGGCGUGGAACGGUGCGUUUGUGGGCACGUCGAUUCACACGGCGGGCACGUCGCGACCCGGGAGGCGUCGCGUUCCCCGCGUCGGCUUCUCCAGCCUGGACCUGUCCAGCAUCACUCUGGUACGCGCCGGCUGGGAAGACUACCAUCACAACAGCCCGCAGUGGCAGGAUCAGCUGCAGCAGCGCUACCCGUCCGUCCAGUGGAACAGCGAACGUCGCCGUGAAGACCUGGCACGAGCAUUCGAUGAGAAGCUCACCAACGAGUGGCUGAAGCUCUAUGAGCGCCAGUCUGGCUCGUCGUACGGCCCGGGCGAGCAGUUCUCCUCCAUGCGUUUUGAUUUCAGCACUGGCAACUCGCUCACCGACAUUCUGGAGCAGGCGGGUUCUGUCGAGGGAUCGCUGCUUGGGCUCAGCUAUGGUGUGAUGGCCGUGCUGGUUGUUUUAUCACUCAGCAACUUGGGCGGCGUGCUCGUGAACUGGAGCAACAAGGACGAAAUGCAGCUGGCCCUGGUCGACUCGCACGGUGGCCUUGGCUUGGCUGGUCUAGCUGUCAUAGGCUUGAGCAGUGCUGCAGGCCUUGGCUUCUCUGCGUUUGUACAGAUCACCCUGAACGGUCUGACCAUCAACCUGGCGCCGUUCGUGUCCCUGGGUCUCGGCAUCGACGACAUGUUUGUGUUUGCACACGCGCUUAUCACGGUGAACGACCGCCGUCGCAGCCCGCAGGACAACAUGGGCGACGUGCUGCGACUGGCCGGCCCGUCCGUCUGCCUGACGUCGUUCGCCAACGCCGCCGCCUUCAUUCUCGUGUACGUCGUACCGGUGUCCGCCGUGCGUCAGCUCGUGCUAGUUCUCAUGGUCUCCGUGCUCGUCAACCUGAUCUUCUUGUUUCUCAUCUUUGUUCCGAUCAUGGUGUACGACAUGCGCCGCAACCAUGCAGGGCGUAUGGAUCUGUGCUUCCUAGAGGGGCCGACCAGAAUCAAGGAUUCCACUUCGGAGAAGCGCCCUGGUCUGAUUGCUCAGUUCAUCGACAAAGCCUACGCGCCCUUCCUGUCCAACGUCGCUGUGAAGAUCGCCGUGCUUGUCGUCUUCGGUGGCUUCUGUAUUGCUAUGCUGUGGCACGGCAUUGUCAGCAGCAAACAUGGCUUGCGCACCAGCGACAUUGCACUGCGUGACACAUACCAGCGUGACGUAGCCAUCCUGGCGGAGGACGUCAUCCCCAUUCAGAAGAGCACGCUGGUGACUGUCGUCGGCAAGCGGCAGUUCAGCGACCCAGUGGCCCAGGAACAGGUCAUCAACUUGCUCAACUCCCUGGAUCCCAGCCCGCACAUCGUCAAUGGCACGCGCGCUCACGAUCUCAACUUCCUGACAAAUUCGACCGCGUCGAUUCUCUUCUUGUACGACCGGCAGCGUAGCUCUGGUGCUCUUCCAGCUCAGCUGCAGUGUCCAGCCGCUGGGGUCAGCACACCCAUCACCAGCAAGCCAUGUUACGAUGCCAUCUUCCCGGUCUGGCUGGCCACUGCUGGCGCCGGCCUCACGCCAUACCUCUACUGUCAGGGCAGCGGUGGUAAGCGUGCUCCGUGCGGCAGUCCUGGUGCCGUUCUGAUGGCGACGCGUACCGACUUCUACAUGGAUGGCCUGCGUGAGCAUCAGGACCACCUCGACGCCAUCAAGGACAUCCGCGCCCGCGUGGAUCCGUACAGUAACAGCGACGUUCAAGUGUACCCAACGGGCUACGUAUUCUACUUCUGGGAGCAGUACUUUGGCAUAGUCACCACCUUGAUCAGUGCCAUUGGCUUUGGCCUAUUGGGUGUUUUCAUCAUCACCUUCGUGUUUCAGCUCAACCCCUGGCUGUCGCUCAUUGUCUGCUCCGUUAUUCUAAUGAUUGAAGUUGAGCUGAUCGGCCUGAUGCCCGUCAUGAACGUCAAUCUCAACGCCAUCUCCAUCGCCAACCUGGUCAUCUCCAUCGGCAUGGCCGUGGAGUUCACUGCCCACUAUGCCCGGGCAUUCCUCCUGGCCAGCGGCAGCCGCAAUCAGCGUAUGAAGACUGCCCUGCAUGAGAUGCUGCAGCCGAUGAUCAACGGCGCACUCAGCACCAUCAUUGCUCUCUCUGUGCUCUCCGCCAACAAAUUCCCGUUCUUCAGAAACUACUACGCGCUGACGUUUGUUGUCAUGGUGCUGAUCGCGUUUGUCAAUGGACUCCUCCUUUUGCCUGUGCUGCUGAGUCUUAUCGGGCCCCCGGCCAGAGAGUGUAAUGCUGCUGUCAACGAAGCGACCCAUGAUGCAGUCAUGGAGGACAUCGGGGACAAGCAGCAGCAGCAGCAGCAGCAGCCAGGAAAGGAAACCGUGUAAAUAUAACACCGGCGAUGAGGCGCACCAGUCUUUGCACAAGAGUAUUUCUGCACAUGGCAACUGCUAGCUUCAGUUUAUGUGACUUACUGGUGCACCUGUUCCCCUUCCCUUUUUAAGAUCUUUCCUUCCAUUUAUUUAGAACCAAUACUUUUCUCACACUAUGUUUUACUCUAUUUAAAGACGGUUUGGACAAGAGCCGUUUAGCGUCUACGGAUUCUGCCCGUGGCCAUAAUAUUCCAUUCCCUGUGUGUUCACCCUCAGUCACCGAUACCCAUGCCCAACAAUAUCCAGAGCACGGCGCAAUAUUUUCGUAGAACUUUUAGGCACUCUAUUUUUAAUUUAUUAUAAAUAUAAGGGCGAACUCUCUUUGGUAUUACCGGUACUAAUACAAGUAGUAGUACUAACUUAGUGAUUUUUAAACGCAAUGAGAAAAAAACGAGUUGCGUAUUCGGACCAUAUACACCAUUGGCAAGGGUUCGGUGUCCAUUUUCUAAAAUUGUUUUUGUUGUCAUCUCGUCAGGAUAUGUUUUAGAGAUUUGUUUAGACUCCCUUUUUAAUUUUUGAAAUUCCAAAAUUAUUGGCCAUCUGCCAACUGAUCUCCGGUGUUUAGUCCUUCAUUAUAAGAAUGCAAGGC